Molecule: messenger RNA, 1189 nt
Organism: Pyricularia oryzae 70-15
Lineage: Eukaryota; Fungi; Ascomycota; Sordariomycetes; Magnaporthales; Pyriculariaceae
Exons: 3
Coding region: 503-922 (139 amino acids)
Source: RefSeq, a predicted model, not a curated record
AAAAAAGGGGGAACCCCCCGCGGAAUCCGCCUCAUUCAGGGAACCAUAUAGCAGAAAAGCUUCGAAGGGCAUUAGGUCCCUGGUCCGCUUCAAUAUGAUCUGAGACGAUAUCGCCAUAGUCCAUUUUUGGUGGCAAACACGAUCCCAGAGUUGGGCAGGGAGGCUUUUUUUUUGUGAAACCGUAUCGUCGCAAUCGUCGCAACUGUUGCGACUGUUGGGAAGGCUUUCCGCUUGGAGGAAAGAAUUUGUAUAAAUCACAAGUCUCCAUCCGUGACUUUCCCAUCUCAUCUGUUCCAUCACUCAUCUCACACACAACCUGCCAUCUCAUCCUCUUUUCUUCGUCUCUUAUUCCAUUUCGAUUCGCUUCAAGAGCCCUGGUUGGCCGUAUAUUUUUUAAACUUUUAUUUUAGCUUCUUCGACAUCCUGUGGGUUCCUUUGCAAACAAUACCUUUUAUUCCGUCCCAUCUUGGUCGUCCAAAAAAAAAAAAAAAAAACAGUCAAAAUGCACGCCCAGCAGUACAUCAUUGCCGCCCUCAUGGCCUUUGGUGCCGCCGUGACUGAAGCUCGCGCCCUUGAGCCUCGUCAGCUCGGCGACCUGGCAUGCAACGUCGCCCGUCUGCAGAUCGUCAACGCCCUGAGCGCGACCAAGAAGAACGUCGGUGACAUCCAGGACCCGACCGUCAAGGCCGGCGCCCAGGCCGGCCUCAAGCAGUCCCAGGACGCCAUCGGCGUUAUCGGCAAGGCCAUCAUCUCCGGUAGCAAGGCCCCGGCCAACGCUCGCGACGACGUCGCCGCCGGUCUGACCGCUACUGGUACCGCUCUGCAGGGGGGUAGCAAAGAUGACAAGGCUGUCGCCGACGCUACAUCCAACCUGACCAAGGCUGCCAAGGCGGGUCAGGACGUCGUUGCCAAGUGCAAGUAGGCGCUGUUGAAAAGUCUAAAAAAAUUGAGCGCUGUCUUUCUUUUCGGAAGCGACACGAUGAAAUAGACUUGGUGAUCGGAGUGGAAACAAGAGACGGGGUUGGGCGUUUGUGUGUGUUAUGUGUGGUUGUGUGUACGAAUAUCCUUCUUCACCUUCUUCAGGGGCAGCUUUCGUCCAGCUUCUCGGAUCGCAGUGCGUGGCUGUGCCCUGUGACAGCCAGCAGAAUCUGGCUGGACUUCAAAAUUAAGAUACCCCUUUUUCUUCCAC